GCUUCCCUUAGUUCAAAAUAUUCCACGGUACGAAUAAAUAACAUCACGUUUCUAAGAAGGCUGCGCAAUGGGUCGAUAUUCAUCAGACAGUGACGAUGAAAAGAAAAAGAGAAAGAAGAAGAAGAAAAGGCGUUCACGAUCUCGAUCAAAAAGUUUAGAGAGCAUAGACAGUAGACAUUCUUCUAAACAGAAGAAAUCCAAAAAAAAGAAGAAGCGAAGGUCAAGGUCACACAGCCGAUCACCUGAGCGUAGAAGGUCAAGGUCGUAUGACCGACGGAGGUCAAGGAGCAGAGAGCGUUACAGAAAGAGGUCAAGGUCAGUUAGCCGAGGUCGUUACUCAAGGUCACGAAGCAGAGACAGGAGGAGAAGGAGGUCGAGGUCAUAUGACUCCCAUUCAAGGUCAGCACGGAGGUCAAGGUCACGCAGUUUGGGAAACAGAAGGUCAAAGAGAGACAGGGAUUCAACAGAAAGAGAAGACCCUUGCUUGAAUAUACCCGGAUUUGCAGAAAUGGCUCCAUCCGAACAAGCAAAGAUACGAAUGAACAUGGCCCUGAAAGCAGCAGCUGCAGCAGAUGAGAAAAUCAAGGGAGAUACCCAGCGGAUCAGCAGUGCCACUAGCCUGCAGGAUUCCAUGGCCUUUUCUCAGGCAAUCCAGGAUAUUGAAAGCACCGGGUUCUCUGCUGCUACGUUCAAGUCAAGUAGAGGGGACCACAAAGAUGGGAGCACAGACCGAGAUGAGUUCGUAUUUGGUACCGCAGGGGAACUAAGAUUGGACAGCCAUAGGAAGCCAGUCAUACUGGACAUUGACAAGGAGGAUCUGGCUCAUCCAAGUUUGUACAGUGACCCCGAGGAGCGUAUGGAGCGCUGGGUGCAAAGACUCACACAGCUUAGGAGGAAGAAACUGGAGGGGGAGGCCCUUGCCUGACUACACCUCGAUACUAGGCUCUCCCUCCACGCAUGAAUGUCCAGGCACUAUCUUGACCAGCUAGAGCUCUUUCCACCAAUCAAAUAUCCAGGAUCUCUCUCCACCAAUGAAACUCACAUUUGACUUCACCUCGAUACUAGGUCGACCUUGGACCAAUCAAAUGUCCUGGAUUUCCCUGUACCAAUAAAUAGCUGUCUUUGUAUCAAUGAAAAAAGCCAGGAAUCUUUUGAUCAAUGAACAUAUUUAAGAUCAUUCCAUACCUUGAACAAAAUUGUACUACUUGUGAGGUAUGGUGAAAGUAAAAGUUUUUGCAAACAAUCAAACAGCGUAAUCCCACAACAAUUAAGGAAACAUGAGCCUUACUACAUGUACACCCCUGAAUAUGUCUCCGUAAGCUGAGUAUAUCUGAAUUGUUAUAAUUGAUAUUGAGUUAGAGCCAAUGUUAGAGCUGUGACAAGACAUUAUACCAUGCCUUUUAUUUGAAACAAUAAAUGACAAUUUGAAGCAGUGUAGUAGAGUCAUAAGGAGUUUUCAAAUUUAUUCUGUAGAAUUUUCAAACAUGUUUAUAACAGUGUGUAAGUCUUUAUCCAAUACUUAUGAGCAUUAGGUGAUUGAAAAUUGAUUGACAAUAAAAAUGUUCAUUGUGUAGUUUGCAUAUUGCAUUCUAAAUAUGUUUAAAACUUUAAAUCAUAUUUUUGUUUAAUGUGUAGCACUGAAUGUAGAUUUAAUAACACAAAUAACCGUGUAUGCAAUUACUUGGAAUACCCAAUGCAAUGGUUUAACACAAUUUAUAUUGCUAAUUAUGAACGCUUUACAGCCCACAAUCUGUUUUAACCAGAGUAACUAUGCAUGCAUUCUCAUUCAAACGAAUGAGACAAAAUACCUCCUAAGGAUUUUUUAGUUUUAUUAUCUACUGCAUGGCUUUAAGAGAAUAUUUUGGAUUAUUUUGAAAUAUUUGUCGUGGUAUUAAAGCUGCACUGUCACAGAUUUACCAUUUUUACAACUUUUUUACUUUUUGUCUUGGAAAGAGCAAAUUUUGGCGUAAAUAUCUGCAAUGAUAUAAGAUUGCUGACAAAAAAUCAGAUCGUAGAUUUUCAUAUUUCCCCAUAUUUCCGUUCGAAAAUUAAUGUUUUAUGACUUAAACUGUUACUAACGGUUUAAGAAAAAUGCAUCAUUGUUUGAACUCAAAUAUAGAAAUCUGCGAUCUUAUUUUUUGUCAGCAGUCUUAUAUAACUGGUUUCCAUGGAUUUUCGCAAAAAUUGGCUCGUUCCAAGACAAAAAAUAAAAAGUUGUCAAAACGUUCAAUCUGUGAGAGUGCAGCUUCAAAAUAUAAUGUUAAGAGUUAAAAUUUAGGUGUUAUUACUUUGUUACACUGCAAGCAAUGAAUAAUGAAUAGUAAUUAAAAUCUUGUCAAGUGUUAAAUAGAAUCAUUUACAUACAACUUGUCAUAACGAAAAGACGCAUAUUUGUUCUGCAUAAUAACUCUUGUAUAUUAGAUAAUAAAUACAUGUAAUGACUGUUAAUCCUUAUUUUAUGUGUCAAUUAAACAUGUGUUAUAAAAUAAAAGUUUAAUAUUUA
Mya arenaria is the source of this 2503-nucleotide messenger RNA. RefSeq names its product serine/Arginine-related protein 53-like. The record is from RefSeq and is a predicted model, not a curated record. Lineage: Eukaryota; Metazoa; Mollusca; Bivalvia; Myida; Myidae. The transcript has 10 exons. Gene Ontology annotation, biological process: alternative mRNA splicing, via spliceosome. Bases 68 to 925 code for a protein of 285 amino acids. Gene Ontology annotation, cellular component: cytoplasm; nucleus.